UGUCUUCUGUCACAUUCAAAUUAACCUAAAUUUCCAGGCUGGAAAAGUUGAUUUCUCACUUAUCAUCAAAUCGCCUGGAAUAAUUCAUUGGAAAUAGAAAUCUCAUGAAAUAUUUAUAUUUGUUCAGAAAUAUUUAAUUGUUUUAUUCUGUAGUGGUACUGGUAAUAUCACUUUAGAAAUGUUUAUUUCAAGGACCAUUCUCAAUUCAAAACCCACUGCAAUUGCAAUUAUAAAUAACUCCAUUAGAAAUGCCUCAAAUAAAACAAAAACUGGGAUAGUUAUGAUGAAUAUGGGUGGACCCCAGAAGAUUGAACAAGUUUAUGAUUAUUUGCAUAACAUAAUGACUGAUAGAGAUAUGAUUCAGUUACCAUUUGCUCAGGACUAUAUGGGAAAAUGGAUAGCUAAGCGUCGUACUCCAGAGGUACAAAAAAAGUACUCAGAAAUUGGGGGUGGAUCACCCAUUUUAGAUUGGACGAAUAAACAGGGAGAGUUAUUAUGCAAGAAGCUGGGAGAAAUUCUCCCAAACCAUGGUCCUUAUAAACAUUAUGUUGCUUUUCGUUAUGUAAAUCCUUUUACAAAAGAUGCUUUUGAGGAAAUGAAAAGAGAUGGAAUAGAACAUGCUGUACUAUUUUCUCAAUAUCCUCAGUACAGUUGUGCAACUUCAGGUUCCAGUUAUAAUGCUAUCUAUAAUUAUCUUAAAAAUAAUGAGGCAAUGAAAGAUCUGAAAAUCAGUGUUAUAGAUAGGUGGAGUUCACAUCCACUUUUGGUUAAAUGUUUUGCUGAUCUAAUUAAAGAAGAACUACACAAAGUGUCAGAAAAGAAUAGAAAGGAUACUAUUAUAUUAUUUUCUGCUCAUUCUUUACCCCUCAAAGCUGUGAAUAGAGGUGAUCCUUACCCAUCAGAAGUAGGCACAACUGUGAAUCUAGUAAUGAAUGAGUUGAAAUAUUGUAACCCAUAUCAACUUGUUUGGCAGUCAAAAGUAGGACCACUGCCUUGGUUAGGACCUUUCACUGAUGAAGCUAUAGAAGGAUAUGUUAAACAAGGAAAGAAGUCUUUUGUUAUAGUUCCUAUUGCUUUCGUCAAUGAACAUAUUGAAACCUUGCAUGAAUUAGACAUUGAGUAUUGUCAAGAAUUGGCUGAAAAGGUUGGUGUAGAAGAAGUUCGACGAGUUCCAGCUCCAAAUGUUCAACCAAUAUUCAUAUCUGCAUUAGCUGAUAUAGUGAAACAUCAUUUUGAAAAUAAAGUUCCAGUAACCAAAAAAUUCUUAAAUCAGUGCCCCCACUGUGUGAACUCUAAUUGUUACAAUAGUAAGAAAUGGUUCAAGUCGGUUGCCAGUUUUUGAUGUGAUGAAAAAAAUUUUUUUUAAUAACAACAUCCUAACUUGUUUGAAUAAGAAAACAUUUAUAAUAUAUUAUGUUAUGUUGGAUCAAUUGUAAACUUUUAUAAGUAAAUUAUAAUUUUAAUUUCAA
Molecule: messenger RNA, 1469 nt
Organism: Coccinella septempunctata (seven-spotted ladybird)
Lineage: Eukaryota; Metazoa; Arthropoda; Insecta; Coleoptera; Coccinellidae
Product: ferrochelatase, mitochondrial
Exons: 1
Coding region: 179-1342 (387 amino acids)
Biological process (GO): heme biosynthetic process
Molecular function (GO): protoporphyrin ferrochelatase activity
Source: RefSeq, a predicted model, not a curated record